AUGGCAGGCCAACCGAUGAACAUCGACCUCAGCAACGCGCAAAUCACACAGGACGAGUCCGGCCGCCCAUUCAUCAUCGUACGCGAUCAAGGCCGCAAGAAGCGCAGUCAUGGCACCGAGGCCGUCAAAUYCCACAUCCAGGCCGCCCGCGCCGUCUCUUCCAUCGUCAAGACUUCGCUGGGUCCUCGCGGUCUCGACAAGAUCCUCAUUUCGCCCGACGGAGACAUUACCGUGACAAACGAUGGCGCUACCAUUCUCGGACAAAUGGAGAUUAGCAACCACAUCGCUAAGCUGCUCGUCUCCCUCUCGCAGUCACAGGAUGCUGAGAUUGGUGACGGUACUACUGGUGUUGUCGUCCUGGCCGGCGCUCUUCUGGAGCAGGCCUCGGAGCUCAUCGACAAGGGCAUCCACCCCAUCCGGAUAGCAGACGGCUACGAUGCGGCAUGUGAGGUUGCCGUGGCUGAACUCGACACCAUCUCCGACACUAUCUCCUUCACCAAGGAGUCUAACGAGAACCUGUUCAAGGUUGCCAAGACUUCCCUCGGCAGCAAGAUCGUCUCCAAAGCUCACGACCAAUUCGCUCAAAUCGCCGUGGAUGCCGUACUCUCCGUUGCCGACCUCGAGCGAAAAGACGUCGACUUUGRGCUGAUCAAGGUGGAUGGCAAAGUUGGCGGGUCCCUCGAGGACACCCUCCUUGUCAAGGGUGUGAUUGUCGACAAGGACUUCUCUCACCCCCAGAUGCCCAACGAGGUUCGGGAUGCCAAGCUCGCCAUCCUUACCUGUGCAUUCGAGCCUCCAAAGCCAAAGACCAAGCACAAGCUCGACAUCACCUCCGUCUCUGAGUUCAAGGAGCUCCAAAAGUACGAGCAGGCCAAAUUCGCCGAGAUGAUCCAGCAGAUCAAGGACACUGGCGCAAAUGUGGUCAUCUGCCAGUGGGGAUUCGACGACGAAGCCAACCACCUCCUCCUCACCAACGAGCUGCCUGCCGUCCGUUGGGUCGGCGGUCCCGAGAUCGAACUCAUCGCCAUUGCCACCAAUGGCCGCAUCGUGCCUCGCUUCGAGGAUCUGAGUGCGGCGAAGCUCGGUCACGCUGGUGUGGUGCGCGAAAUGUCAUUCGGCACGACGCGAGAGAAAAUGUUGGUCAUUGAGGAGUGCGCCAACUCCCGMGCAGUAACAUGCUUCAUCCGUGGCAGCAACAAGAUGAUCAUCGAUGAGGCCAAGCGCUCUCUUCACGAUGCGCUCUGUGUUGUACGAAACCUGGUGAAAGACAACCGAAUCGUCUACGGAGGUGGCUCAGCAGAGAUUGCAUGUUCGCUCGCUGUUGAAAAGGCCGCACUGAAGACGAGCGGAUUGGAACAGUACAGCAUGCGUGCAUUCGCGGAUGCGCUAGAUGCCGUGCCUAUGGCACUCGCCGAGAACUCCGGUCUGAGCCCUAUCGAGACUCUAUCAGAACUGAAGGCGAGACAGGGCAAGGGCGAGGGGGUGGGUAGACUCGGCGUGGACUGCAUGCAGACCGGCAGUAAUGACAUGAAGAAGCACUUURUGAUCGACCCACUCAUCAGCAAGAGACAGCAGCUGCUGUUGGCCACGCAGCUGUGCCGGAUGGUGUUGAAAGUCAACAACGUGAUUGUCGCAGGUGGAGAGGAAGAUUAUUGA
Messenger RNA from Ramularia collo-cygni, 1656 nucleotides. Its product is annotated as probable t-complex-type molecular chaperone, epsilon subunit. Gene Ontology annotation, molecular function: ATP-dependent protein folding chaperone; ATP binding; ATP hydrolysis activity. Lineage: Eukaryota; Fungi; Ascomycota; Dothideomycetes; Mycosphaerellales; Mycosphaerellaceae. The transcript is spliced from 2 exons. Bases 1 to 1656 code for a protein of 551 amino acids. Gene Ontology annotation, biological process: protein folding. Gene Ontology annotation, cellular component: chaperonin-containing T-complex. The record is from RefSeq and is a predicted model, not a curated record.